This is a messenger RNA of Helianthus annuus (common sunflower), 3458 nucleotides long. Its product is annotated as pentatricopeptide repeat-containing protein At1g63330. Gene Ontology annotation, molecular function: protein binding. The record is from RefSeq and is a predicted model, not a curated record. Lineage: Eukaryota; Viridiplantae; Streptophyta; Magnoliopsida; Asterales; Asteraceae. The transcript is spliced from 3 exons. Bases 133 to 2838 code for a protein of 901 amino acids.
ACAUAGGGUUAAGUUUGAAAACUCACUUCUCCCUUUCACCUUCAUUUGAGUUCUCUAUCAUUCCGCCACUCUACACAUCGGCUCCGGUGACAUCACAACACGCCGGAACCCAACUUUCCGGCCAAUCGCCGGAUGUCUGCUGCCGCGAGCCACCGCUCGCGAACCACUCUCAUUCAGGUCUGUAACUCUCUAAUUUUCACAACUCAUUUCACUCUUCUCCCAAAACCCCCAAUUAUUAUUCAAUGCUCACACUUCACAAAAACCUCACAUUCAUCCACUAAAAACUAUGAUCCUCUUAACGAUUUCUCACCAUUUAAGCACUCACACAACGAAGAAGCCGUUAUUAAUCCGAUUGAGCGGCGGUUACUCGUGCUAGGGUUAGGUAAAAUAGUUAAAACUUACCAAGGUUGUUUCGUGUUGAACAAGUUUUCUCAUGAGUUUUGCCCUUUUUUGUUAGUGAAGAUCAUGAAACUGUUUGGAAACAGAGAAUGUGCAUUUGCUUUUUUUAAGUUAGUGUUUCGGGAUGAGUCGGAGAACAUAGUUAGGGCAUGUUGCGUCGCGUGUCAUGUUUUGGCUAUGCAGGGGUUUAGGAUUGUAGCACAGGAUGUGUUGGCAUGGAUGAUGUGGAGGAUUGGAGUGUGUAGAGGUGAAGAAGUUGUGGAGCUUAUGUGGCGAGGGCAUUUUGGGUAUGAGUCGGAUUUUUCAGUUCUUGAUUCGGUUAUGCGUGCGUUUGUGAAGGUUGACAUGCAUUCGCAGGCGUUGGAGGUUUUGGGGAGGAUGAGAAGGGUAGGAGUGCAGCCGUGUUUGUCUGCGCUUUCGGGGCUCUUUAGGUUGUUGAUUAGAGUUGGGGAUUACGGAAGCGUUUGGAAGUUGUUUAGAGAUAUGGUUAAAGAAGGGCCCCGGCCUUCGAGUAUUACGUUUAAUGUGUUGAUCCAUGGGUUCUGUAAGAAAGGGGAAAUUCAAACCGGGGAGAGUUUGUUAUAUCUGAUGAGUAAGUUUUUUUGUGAAGCGGAUGUUUAUACGUAUAACAUUUUGAUUAAUGCGUAUUGCAUCCGUGGACAAACUUUGAAUGCUUUAAGUUGGGUUCAUUUGAUGGUUGAAAGUGGUUGUACUCCGAGUACUGCCACGUUUAGCACGAUUAUAAAUGCCUUAAGCAAAGAGGGAAACAUUGUAGAAGCAAGAAGCGUUUUUGAUCAAAUGCAAGAUAUGGGCGUGUCCCCAAAUACAAUCGUCUACAAUGCGUUAAUGGAUGGUUUUGUUAAAGCUAGAGAAAUUGAUCAGGCGACAAUGCUUUUCGAGGAAAUGCGAAACAAUAAUGUUAAAGCCGAUGGUGUGACGUUUAACAUCUUGGUUGCAGGGUUUUAUAAGUAUGGGAAAGAUGAGAAUGUCGACCAUUUGUUAAGAGAUUUAUCCAUGCCUGAUUUGCUUCCAGAUUAUUCGUUACCCGAUGUAUCAGUAGCAAGAUUGUGCUGGGUGGGCCGACCUGAUGAAGCCACUGAACUUGUAGAAGACAUGCUGAAAAAGGGUUUACCCCUUACAGUAAUUGCUUUCAAUUCUAUAAUUUCCGCUUACAGUAAACAAGGAUUAGAAAAGAAAGCAUUUGACGUGUAUCAUACGAUGAUUAAAUAUGGCGUAACCCCUUCAUUUUCCACAUGUAAUUCGUUGCUUAUGUGUUUGUCACGAAACGGCAAGUUGCAAGAAGCCGAAGAGUUAAUGUGGUAUAUGAGAGAGCGAGAGUUUUCGGUUAAUAGAGUUGCUCUUACUGUGCUUAUAGAUGGGUAUUUCAAAAUCGGGGAUGUAACGGGUGCUCAAAGAUUAUGGCAUUAUAUGAAUAAUAACAAUACGGCUGCAGAUGCUAUUGCGUUUUCGGCAUUUAUUGACGGAUUAUCGAAAGCUGGUCUUGUUGAGGAGGCGUAUAAUGUGUUUUUAGCAAUGAAAAAUAAAGGUCUUGUGCCGAAUAAUUUCGCUUACAAUUCUUUAAUUGCGGGAUUUUGCAACGGUUGGAAAUUAAACGAGGCGUUGAAAUUGGAGAAGGAGAUGAGACAAAGGGGUCUUCUUCCUGAUUUGUUCACUAAUAACAUAAUCAUUAACGGGUACUGUAAACAAGGUAGGAUGAAGGCUGCGAUUAAUACGUUCAUGGACAUGCAUAAUAUCGGGUUGGUACCCGACAUUGUUACUUACAACACGUUAAUAAGUGGAUACUGCAAGGGAUUUGACAUGGUCAACGCUGAUAAUCUUGUUUACAAGAUGUAUAAUAGCGGGUGGGACCCGGAUAUUACUACGUAUAACAUUCGGAUUCAUGGUUUUUGCGGCAGUCGAAGGGUAAAUCGAGCUGUAUUGGUGUUUAAUGAGCUUCUUUCGUCUGGAGUUAUUCCGAAUACGGUAACUUAUAACACAAUGUUGAAUGCCAUUUGUAAUGAUAUACUCGACCGUGCUAUGAUUUUGACUGCAAAACUGCUUAAAAUGGCUUUUGUUCCUAAUAUUGUGACAACCAAUCUGUUAUUGUCGCAUCUGCGUAAGCAAGGGUUGCCGGAAAGGACGUUGAUGUGGGGCCAUCAUUUGAAACAGAUAUGUCAUGAAUUUGAUGAGAUAACUUAUAAGAUUUUGGAACAAGCUGAGCGCGACGUAAAAGAAGAUGUUGUAUAUUUAAGAGGGACAUCGGGAAAAAGCCUUUUUCUAGACUUCCUUAUGUACCUUACUUAUGAUUAUUUAUACAGAAAUAGGGUUUACGGUGAAACUGAUAUUUCUGCUAUAAGAAUGCUCGACGAUGGAUCUAGUAAGCCUUUAGAGGCAACUACUCAUGUUUAUCAACAGUCGGUGUUAGAAGUCAACAAGUGAAUUGACGGCAAAGAGAAAGAUUCUGUUCGAAUUAACAAAAGGCUCCGUUGAUGCUGAGUACAUGAAACUUCAUAUUGGGUGGUCAAGGAUAUGAGCGAGAUUUGCAGGUCAAAACUAAAUUCAUGCAUAUGGAUCAUAUGGUUGAUCUCAAGAAAAGAAGAUGGAAACCGUCAUGUCAAUGAACAAUCCAGAUACGCGAGUCCUUGUGCUGCACCAAGCAUGAUUUGCAGUCUUCUUUGCCAUGGAAGAGCUGUAUGAGAGUUCCUGAAGAGAUGAUCUUCUAAGCUUUUAUUUGGCAUGAACUCGUAAACUAACAGCCGUUGGAUCCCUCGUUCGCCGUCUAUUGCGCAGUAUCCGAUUAGUUUGACCAAAUUUGGGUGGUCAACUACACCCAGAAAUUGUACUUCAGCGACCCACUGUUUGUGACCCUACAUUUCAUAUCAAGAUUGAACACAAAAUGGAGAAAAGGAUCUGCACAAUAUGUACAACUUGCAAAGCACAAUUACUCUUUUGUUGUACAUUCAAGCAUUUUGUGUACCGAACAAAUAGUGAUUAUUUCAAUAGACUUUUGUACAUUCAAGGACAUUGAUACAUAAUAUUUGAAGAACUGUGGUUAUGUA